Molecule: messenger RNA, 837 nt
Organism: Drosophila melanogaster (fruit fly)
Lineage: Eukaryota; Metazoa; Arthropoda; Insecta; Diptera; Drosophilidae
Exons: 1
Coding region: 94-720 (208 amino acids)
Source: RefSeq, marked reviewed
AAAGUCAAAAAAUGUGUCUUUGGUGUACAACACAAGCUUAUAUCCCACAAUAAACACAAUAAACAAUUAGCGUCCAAAUUUUAAAGUAAAGUUAUGCAGCGACUAGCUUCAGUUAAUUCAAGAAAUAUAAGGCCAUCUAUUUCCGCGUUGCACACGGAGAAGCCCCACAAUGUGGCCAAGACUUCUCCAGCUUCUUCUAAUCUAUCAGAUCAUACAAUUCCCGAGAAGACAGCGCAGAAAUCGGAAUCGAAACCGAAAACGAAAUCAACUCAAAAUCAAAGUGCAGGACUAGCGAGUGCUAGGUCACAACUGGUGAUAAAGUCCAGUGUGGGUGCUACUCCCAGGCCAGGAUCAACGCCAGGCUCUGGAGCCACUAGGAACACUGCCUCCAGUAGGACCCAGCACUUUUGCAUUCCCGUGCGGAGCUGUUAUACUGUGACCAGCCGCACUCGCCGCUCCUCCGAGCACGCGGCCUUCCUGUACCAUCUGUCCCAGUUGGAGCAGACCGGAUUUGGCAAGAGCGCGGUGGAUCCCAUGAAGGCCGUGCCGGCGGCUGAGCUGCAACUGCUGCAGAGUGGCCAGAGGACCACCUACCUGGAGCGGCGGUACGAACGCAGCCCAGACGACAAGUACAACUAUCCGGAGGCCACCAGCUGGCGAUAUGGGUGGUUCCACCGCGAGUCAGAUCUCCUGCAGAAGCGCGUGCCCAGGCGAGAUUAGAACAGCAUUUCGUCCUGUCCUGCCCAAUUUCAAUGAAAUGCUUCUAUCCACAGAGGCCUCUAAAAUAUUCGGAUUAGAAUGCGUACCUCUUGCUUUUCAAUAUAAAUAAAAAAAAAU